UAUAUAUAUAUAUAUAUAUUCCUAGAUUCGGUGCUAUAUUAACUUGUAUCUUGUGUUUGCUUGCUUCAAGCCCCCCAUCACAUUCAUCAUUUGCUGCCAAAUUUAGAUUGAAGUUCUAUCUAGACAGAGACCUGUCUUCUGUGUUUGGCUCUACAGACAGUUUUCAGACAACCAUGAAUGCAUUAGUUGCAACCAACAGAAACUUUAAGCUGGCAGCUCGGCUUUUGGGUUUGGACUCCAAGCUUGAAAAAAGCUUACUAAUUCCUUUUAGAGAAAUCAAGGUUGAGUGUACCAUACCCAAAGACGAUGGCACUCUGGCAUCUUUUGUUGGGUUCAGGGUUCAGCAUGAUAAUGCUAGAGGCCCCAUGAAGGGAGGCAUCAGAUACCACCCAGAGGUUGACCCUGAUGAAGUAAAUGCUUUAGCACAAUUGAUGACUUGGAAGACAGCAGUAGCUAACAUCCCAUAUGGCGGGGCAAAAGGGGGCAUAGGAUGUGAUCCAGGGGAAUUAAGCAUCUCUGAGCUAGAAAGACUUACUAGAGUUUUCACCCAAAAGAUACAUGAUCUUAUUGGAAUUCACACGGAUGUUCCAGCACCUGAUAUGGGAACAGGUCCACAGACUAUGGCAUGGAUACUAGAUGAGUACUCAAAAUUUCAUGGCUACUCACCAGCAGUAGUGACAGGAAAACCUACUGACCUUGGUGGAUCUCUAGGCAGAGAUGCAGCUACAGGACGAGGGGUGCUCUUUGCAACAGAGGCACUUCUCAAUGAGCAUGGGAAGAGCAUCUCUGGACAACGAUUUGUCAUACAGGGUUUUGGAAAUGUGGGAUCUUGGGCUGCCCAACUGAUUAGUGAGAAUGGUGGGAAAAUUGUUGCUGUAAGUGACAUCACUGGAGCCAUAAAGAACAGCAAAGGACUUGAUAUCCCAAGCCUACUCAACCAUGCCAAAGAAAACCGAGGAGUCAAAGGUUUCAAGGGUGCUGAUCCAAUUGAUCCCAAUACAAUAUUGAUUGAAGACUGUGACAUUCUCAUUCCAGCUGCUCUUGGAGGUGUUAUCAACAGGGACAAUGCAAAUGAAAUUAAAGCCAAAUUUAUUAUUGAAGCAGCUAACCAUCCAACUGACCCAGAGGCUGAUGAGAUAUUGUCAAAGAAAGGCGUUGUUAUCCUUCCAGACAUAUAUGCAAACUCAGGAGGUGUUACUGUUAGUUACUUUGAGUGGGUUCAGAACAUCCAAGGAUUCAUGUGGGACGAGGAGAAAGUGAACAAUGAGCUGAAAACUUACAUGACAAGAGGUUUCAGAGAUGUGAAGGAGAUGUGCAAGACCCACAACUGUGAUCUUCGUAUGGGAGCCUUUACCCUCGGAGUUAAUCGGGUUGCAAGGGCUACUGUUCUUAGGGGUUGGGAAGCCUGAGUUAAUUGGUUUACUUUUCAAAUAAAGGCUCCAAUGAUUCUCAACCAUAUUCCUGUUGAGAUCCUUUCGGUAUUCCUCUUGAGCGUGUGAUUUUACAAAGGGCUUUGUUGUUUACAUGCAUUCAAUAACACUACAGAGUUCAGAGUUUUUUUUUUUUUUUUUGUUUUUUUUUACUAGUUGUAUAAGUUUUUCGUUCUUCAUUUUAAUGUCAGCUUAAGGCUGACAGACUGGUCAGAGUAACAGCAACUCUCUCAUUUUAUAGCAAUAAAUCCUAAAUUUGAAG
Quercus lobata is the source of this 1692-nucleotide messenger RNA. It is a transcript of the gene GDH1, whose product is annotated as glutamate dehydrogenase 1. Gene Ontology annotation, molecular function: L-glutamate dehydrogenase (NAD+) activity. The record is from RefSeq and is a predicted model, not a curated record. The coding region runs from base 174 to 1409 and encodes 411 amino acids. NCBI's taxonomy places the organism in Eukaryota, Viridiplantae, Streptophyta, Magnoliopsida, Fagales, Fagaceae. Gene Ontology annotation, cellular component: mitochondrion. The transcript is spliced from 10 exons. Gene Ontology annotation, biological process: L-glutamate catabolic process.